GGCAGGGUAUAAGAGACAGGGUGGCGGGCGGAAACCGGUCUCAUUGAACGCUGGGCUAAAUCGCCAGACGGCUGAUUUCUUCUCAAGCCGGGCCGGGCCCACACAGAAGCAACCAUGUCUAAGGGACCUGCAGUUGGCAUUGAUCUUGGCACCACCUACUCUUGCGUGGGUGUCUUCCAGCACGGGAAAGUGGAAAUAAUUGCCAAUGAUCAGGGAAACCGAACCACCCCAAGUUACGUCGCCUUCACAGACACCAAACGAUUGAUCAGUGAUGCUGCAAAGAAUCAAGUUGCGAUGAACCCCACCAACACAGUUUUUGAUGCCAAACGCCUAAUUGGACGUAGAUUUGAUGAUGCUGUUGUCCAAUCUGAUAUGAAGCAUUGGCCUUUCAUGGUGGUGAAUGAUGCUGUCUCCUGCUACAUGGAUCUAAUAAGAGUGGAGAUGAAGACCAUCAUCGUGGUGGGUGAAGUGGAAUGCCAGAACGCGGAGAUUCUCUCAGCCUUGGUGUGA
This is a messenger RNA of Leptonychotes weddellii (Weddell seal), 510 nucleotides long. The record is from RefSeq and is a predicted model, not a curated record. NCBI's taxonomy places the organism in Eukaryota, Metazoa, Chordata, Mammalia, Carnivora, Phocidae.